GCGAUCAGCAAUCAGCAAUCAGCUGAUUUGCGAACUGAUCAGCGGCGAAGUGCGAUUUGAUGCGGAUCACUUUCGAGAAACGAGCCUAGUGUCGAGAAUCAAUUUUUUAUUAUUAAUUACAAUAAAUAUGGCGGCAGCGGCGCGAAUGUACAGGAUUUGAGUCGCGGUAUUUUGCAAUUCUUCCUCAGUCGAUUCGAAUUUCAAAAGAAAGUUCAAUUAAAUGAAAUUUGUAUAAAUGAAGUAUGCACUCACAAAAAUGUAGAAGAGAUUAUCGUUAUCUUUAGAUGUUUCAGACUGAUCAUUUAUAACCUGCAUUCUUGGCGACCAAACGUCAAAAACAUGUCAGCGUGCGAUGAGUCUUCAAGCUCUGACGACGAUGUUAUGCUAAAAGCAUUCAAGGAAGCAACGGACUCGCAAUUUUUUAAUGAUUCCUUAUUUCAUGACAAGAAAGAAAAGGGUGAUGUAAUAAAUGAAAAUGCAGCAUUGCCAAAAUCAUUGCGUAGACCUGCUGAAUCGGGGGAAUUUGACAAUCAAUUUGGAGUGACAGAGGAUUUCAAAAAUUUUGUUGCAAAACAGCUGGCUAAAUCCCUAGAUAGACGCAUCCAAGAGAUACAACAUGAAAAUGCUCCAGAGUCGAAUGGUUGGAAAAAGUGCAAGGGUGAUUCAGAAGGGAUAAAAUUAUUGACAAAUUCAAGGGUACACUUAACUGACAUUGAAAUAGAUGACAGCCAAAAUUGCAAUGAUAAUAGGAGGCAAAGGAAAAAAUUAAAAGUUCAGGACAAUUCAGUUGAGCGUUUUUCUAAAUGUAGAGAAGUUGCAGUUGAACCAGAAUGGAUCUUAUCUAAAGUUGACACCAGGCUGUGGGCAGAUAAACGAAAAGGCACUGUGUAUAAGUACAAGAAAACUAAGGAUGGGAAUUUUACAGAAAUCGAUUGAUGUAUGAAAGAAAUAAAAGUGCUCAUACAAAUGA
Messenger RNA from Athalia rosae (coleseed sawfly), 970 nucleotides. RefSeq lists its product as uncharacterized. The record is from RefSeq and is a predicted model, not a curated record. Gene Ontology annotation, biological process: Wnt signaling pathway. The coding region runs from base 340 to 936 and encodes 198 amino acids. The transcript is spliced from 3 exons. Lineage: Eukaryota; Metazoa; Arthropoda; Insecta; Hymenoptera; Athaliidae.